AUGGUAAAAGAGAAAAUUCGACCCAAGAGAAAUUCUCCCAAGAGAAAUUCUAGAAAUUUUUCUGGACCUCCUAGAGAUUUUCUCUCCAAAGAAAUUCUGGGAAUUUCUCUGCACUUCCUAGAGAAUUUCUCUGGACCUCCCAUAGAUUUUCUCUCUAGAGAAAUUCUCUCCAGAGAAAAACCAAACUGGUUGUGGGAUAGAUUUCCAACAACAAGGACAGUGCAACAAAUGAUGGAAACCAUGGAGAGGAUGAUGGAAGACCCUUUUGUCUACACCAACGGGUGGCCGUCGCCGACAUUAACUGAGACCGGCGAGUACAACAGGGGAAGGACUCCAUGGGAGAUAAAGGAAGGAGAGGGAGAGUACAAGAUGAGAUUCGACAUGCCCGGUAUGACCAAAGAUAAUGUGAAGGUCUAUGUUGAAGAGAAAAUGUUGGUUGUCAAGGCUGAGAAAAUGGCCAAGGACAGAAAUGGCCAAGAAAGUGAGGUAGAAAAUGAAGAGUGGUCUGUAAAGAGCCAAGGUAGGUAUAGUAGUAGCGUUGCUUUAAUUGAGAAUGUUGAGUUUGAGAAGAUUAAAGCUGAGGUUAAAGAUGGGGUUUUGUAUAUAACUAUACCUAAAGCUAGUGGCACUUCCAAGGUUUUGGACAUUAAUGUUCAACGAGUAGUUGAAUGUAUAAUCAAUUAUUAGGGUUAAUUUAGUGGUUAGAUUUCCAUGUUAGUGAGUUUAAUAUUUUCUCUCCUCCAAUGUAGUGAAAAAGAGAGUAGUCUUUUCAAUUUAGUAUUUUGUUCUCUUUAAAUAUUUUGUGUUGGUUUCAUUUUUAUUUUGUUUUUCUAAUUUUGUUUCUCAUUGAUUGUUUAGGAUGUUCAUGCCUUAUUUUAUAAUGAGUCCAUGAAAUUAACAUUUUCAAUGUA
Messenger RNA from Camellia sinensis, 911 nucleotides. Lineage: Eukaryota; Viridiplantae; Streptophyta; Magnoliopsida; Ericales; Theaceae. The record is from RefSeq and is a predicted model, not a curated record.